GCAGCCCCCCAGGAUGCUGGACACCAUGAGCAGCCAGUACGACUCCUUCAUCUACUGGAGGAUGCCGAUCCCGCGGCUGGACGUGGCGGAGCUGGAGGGCUUGGGGCUCGCAGACAUGGCCCUCUACAAGCCCAAGGCAGGGCUGGGCCAGCUCGUGGGCCAGCGGGAGCGGCUCAGCCAGGACCUGGCCCCGGAGGAGGAGGAGGAGGAGGAGGAGGAGGAGGACACCCUGCUGCAGUUCAACACCUUCAACUUCUGGCGGGCUCCCAUCGCCAGCAUCAGCCCCUUGGAUUUCGACCUCAUCUGAAGCCCUUCCCGCCCCUCCUCGCCCCUCCCUGCUCUCCCCCUCUCCGCCGGGGUUUGGUUUGGUUUUCUUGUCGCUUCAGGGGGUCCUUGGGUUGGUUUUUUUGUUCGUUCCUGGGCGGUUUUGCCAUCGCUAAUUGACUCAGCAGUUCCCCCUGGGCUUGACGGUGAUGGGCUCCCUGAGAAACCUUCAGCCCCUCCCCNC
Molecule: messenger RNA, 508 nt
Organism: Manacus vitellinus (golden-collared manakin)
Lineage: Eukaryota; Metazoa; Chordata; Aves; Passeriformes; Pipridae
Gene: MLLT11
Product: MLLT11 transcription factor 7 cofactor
Exons: 1
Coding region: 14-307 (97 amino acids)
Biological process (GO): positive regulation of DNA-templated transcription; positive regulation of mitochondrial depolarization; positive regulation of release of cytochrome c from mitochondria
Cellular component (GO): nucleoplasm; cytosol
Source: RefSeq, a predicted model, not a curated record